CUGGAGAUCCUGUUCCUCGGCACAGGGGCGGCCAUGCCGUCCAAGUACCGCAACGUGACGGCGACCUACCUGCACAUCUUUGCACGCGGGGGAAUGCUGCUGGACUGCGGGGAGGGGACCUACGGGCAGCUGCGGCGCCGUUACGGGGCCGCCGCGGCUGACGCCGUCGUCGCCGGGCUGACGUGCGUGUGGAUCAGCCACAUCCACGCGGACCACCACGCCGGCCUGGCACGAAUUCUGGCCGUGCGUUCCGCGCUGCUGGGCCUGGGCGCAACGCCGCUGCCGGUGAUCGGCCCGCGGCCGCUGCGGCGCGUGCUGGCGGCUGUGAGCCAGCUGGAGCCCAUGGCAUUCCGCUACAUAGACACCUCCAACACCCUGCCCCUGCCACCUGACCAGGCACCUGAUGAGGUGGAUGGCAGUCCCCGGGCGGCUUUGGAGGCAGUGAAGGCAGAGCUGGGACUGGAGCGGUUGGAGAGCUUCCCGGUGGUGCAUUGCGCGCAUGCGUUCGGCCUCGCGCUGGCCUCGUGCGACGGCUGGAGCCUGGCGCUCAGCGGUGACACUCGCCCAUGCGCCGCCGUCGUGACCGCCGCCAAGGACGCCACCGUGCUCAUCCAUGAGGAUGGAGAGGGAUAUGAGUACGAGCAGGAGGCGGUCGCGAAGCGGCACAGCAUGACGCACGAGGCUGUGGCGGCCGGCCAAGAUGCGCGCGCGUACCGGACGCUGCUGAGCCACUUCAGCCAGCGCUACCCCAAGAUCCCCACCAUCGACGCCUCCUUUGCUGCCUCUACCUGCAUUGCCUUCGACCUCAUGUCCGUCAACCUGCAAGAUCUGCCAACCUUGCCUGCGGUGGUGCCAGCGCUGCAGCUGCUGUUCCAGGACUCUGAGAAGGAGGAGGCGGCUGACGCA
Messenger RNA from Coccomyxa subellipsoidea C-169, 906 nucleotides. Its product is annotated as Metallo-hydrolase/oxidoreductase. Gene Ontology annotation, biological process: mitochondrial tRNA 3'-end processing. The transcript has 5 exons. The record is from RefSeq and is a predicted model, not a curated record. Gene Ontology annotation, molecular function: 3'-tRNA processing endoribonuclease activity. Gene Ontology annotation, cellular component: mitochondrion. The annotation marks the transcript as partial. Lineage: Eukaryota; Viridiplantae; Chlorophyta; Trebouxiophyceae; Coccomyxaceae.